Molecule: messenger RNA, 2202 nt
Organism: Glycine soja
Lineage: Eukaryota; Viridiplantae; Streptophyta; Magnoliopsida; Fabales; Fabaceae
Product: cysteine--tRNA ligase, chloroplastic/mitochondrial-like
Exons: 9
Coding region: 70-1764 (564 amino acids)
Biological process (GO): cysteinyl-tRNA aminoacylation
Cellular component (GO): cytoplasm
Molecular function (GO): ATP binding; cysteine-tRNA ligase activity
Source: RefSeq, a predicted model, not a curated record
CCUCUGAAGUGUCUGGCAGUGGUGUACGCUAAUAAAUAAACGAUAACGUUAUUUGGCUGUGAAUUUGGGAUGAGCUGGUCCGGUGCAAAAAUGGGUACGGUGUCUCUUCUCAAGUGCUACAGACCCUUUUUCUCUAUGCUUUUCCCUCACUCCGCUCCACCCAGACUCCACGCCGCCAUCUUCAGGAGCAAAAACUUUUCUUUUUGCGCCACCUCGUCCCCGCCGUUGACGGCGGAGAAGGGUUGCGGCAAAUCCGACGCCGAGUGUCCCACCUUGCCGGAGGUGUGGCUGCACAACACCAUGAGUAGGACGAAGGAACUCUUCAAACCCAAAGUGGAAUCCAAAGUGGGAAUGUACGUGUGCGGCGUCACCGCUUAUGAUCUUAGCCAUAUUGGACACGCUCGCGUAUACGUCAAUUUCGACCUUCUUUACAGAUACUUUAAGCAUUUGGGAUUUGAAGUCUGUUAUGUUCGCAAUUUCACUGACGUAGAUGACAAGAUAAUUGCUAGAGCAAAGGAGUUAGGAGAAGAUCCAAUCAGUUUGAGCUGGCGCUAUUGUGAAGAGUUCUGUCAAGACAUGGUAACUCUUAAUUGUCUGUCUCCCUCUGUGGAACCAAAGGUCUCAGAGCACAUGCCCCAAAUCAUUGAUAUGAUUGAGAAGAUCCUUAAUAAUGGGUAUGCCUACAUUGUUGAUGGGGAUGUGUACUUUAAUGUAGAAAAAUUUCCAGAAUAUGGGAAACUAUCUAGUCGAGAUCUAGAAGAUAAUCGAGCUGGUGAGAGGGUUGCAGUUGAUUCUAGAAAGAAAAAUCCUGCUGAUUUUGCUCUUUGGAAGUCUGCAAAGCCAGGGGAGCCAUUUUGGGAGAGUCCCUGGGGUCCUGGAAGACCUGGGUGGCAUAUUGAAUGCAGUGCCAUGAGUGCAGCUUAUCUUGGUUACUCUUUUGAUAUCCAUGGUGGAGGAAUCGACCUUGUGUUUCCUCACCAUGAGAAUGAAAUUGCUCAGAGUUGUGCUGCAUGUAAGAAAAGUGAUAUAAGUAUAUGGAUGCACAAUGGUUUUGUCACCAUUGACUCUGUGAAAAUGUCAAAAUCUUUGGGGAAUUUUUUCACAAUACGUCAGGUUAUAGACGUUUACCAUCCACUGGCCUUGAGAUAUUUUUUGAUGAGCGCACAUUAUCGAUCUCCUAUUAACUACUCAAAUAUACAGCUCGAAAGUGCUUCAGACCGUGUUUUUUAUAUAUAUGAGACAUUACAUGAAUGUGAAAGCUUUUUGAAUCAGCAUGAUCAGAGGAAGGAUUCCACCCCACCGGAUACUUUGGAUAUUAUUGAUAAGUUCCACGAUGUUUUUUUGACCUCAAUGUCGGAUGAUCUUCACACUCCAGUUGUAUUGGCUGGAAUGUCUGAUCCAUUAAAAUCAAUCAAUGAUUUGCUGCAUGCUCGUAAGGGGAAAAAACAACAAUUUCGAAUCGAAUCACUAUCAGCUUUGGAGAAGAGCGUCAGGGAUGUCCUUACUGUUUUAGGACUUAUGCCUGCAAGUUACUCUGAGGUUUUGCAGCAGCUUAAGGUAAAAGCUUUAAAACGUGCAAACUUUACGGAAGAAGAAGUCUUGCAGAAAAUUGAAGAACGGGCUACUGCUAGAAUGCAAAAGGAGUAUGCUAAAUCGGAUGCAAUCAGGAAGGAUUUGGCUGUACUUGGUAUUACUCUUAUGGACAGUCCAAAUGGCACAACUUGGAGGCCUGCCAUUCCUCUUCCACUUCAAGAGCUGCUCUAAGUCAAGAGUUGUUCAACAUCUCCAAAGCAAAACCAAGAAAUGUAAGUUACUAGGUUCUGGUAUAUGGAAAUCAAUUAUAAGGGAUGCCACGGGUGUAUCUCGCUAUCAACUUCUCAGAAUGAUAAAGGCGACCCCUUCUUAACUCUUGAUGCCGUAAAAACAUGGAUUACAAUUUACGUUUUGAUAGAGAUGUGCUUAGUGUAGUUGUCUUGGUGACCAAUAUUGAAUUUUUUUUUUUUCUUCAUAUACCGGGCUUUUAACCCCUAGAGUAUUCAUAGUUUCAACGAAUUUGAGUUUCAGAUUAAUAUUAAAAUAAAUAGUCGCACUAUCACUAGAGUAGUGUUAUGUUUCUACUUUCUAGAGUAGCUUCGGUUUAAUAUUGAGAAAGACAUUUUUUUUGUGGUGAUAAUGAAUUUUCUGUUGUUUUUUUUUCCUGGA